CCAACUCCCCCCCCCCCAAGCGCGGCCGAGUGUUUGCGGCCAGGCGAGUCCGGGCGGGAGGGGCAGGUGCGAGCCGAAGAUGGCGUUCCCCGGGCAGCCGGCGCCCGGCGGCGGUUACUAUCAGGGCGGGUAUGGAGCUGCUCCAGGAGGCCCAGCGUUCCCUGGACAGGCUCAGGAUCCUCUGUACGGUUAUUUUGCUACAGUAGCUGGACAGGAUGGACAAAUAGAUGCUGAUGAGCUACAGAGAUGUCUCACCCAGUCAGGGAUUGCAGGAGCCUAUAAACCUUUCAACUUGGAGACUUGCAGACUCAUGAUCUCAAUGCUGGAUAGGGAUAUGUCCGGCACACUGGGAUUUAAUGAGUUUAAGGAACUGUGGGCUGUGGUCAAUGGCUGGAAGCAACACUUUGUAAGUUUUGACAGCGAUAGCAGUGGGACGGUGGAUCGCCCAGAACUGGAGAAAGCCUUGACAACUAUGGGAUUUAGAUUGAGCCCGCAGGCAGUGUCUGCCAUCACCAGGCGAUACAGCACUCAUGGAAAGAUUACUUUUGACGAUUACAUCGCCUGCUGUGUGAAACUCAGAGCUCUCACUGAAUGUUUUAGAAGAAGGGACGCAUCUCAGCAGGGUUUUGUGAAUUUCCAAUACGAUGAUUUCAUUCAGUGCGUUAUGAGCAUCUAAAUCAAAAGGGAAAGUGUGGAUCACAAUUAUCAUUCCAGUUCGUGCUUUGCUUUGCCAAAUUAUUCCAUGACUGUGUGCCUCAAUAUUGGAAAUUACGUACCUUUCUGAAGGUAUUGCUUGGCAUACUUUUUCAGUUUUGAUAAUGAAUAUAAACUAAUCAUGCACUGUUAUGUGUAACUUUCAACCUGUGACUAUUAAAGAUUUUUUAUUUUCAUGAACUUCUAAGACACAAUGUGUAACAAAGAUUACGGACAUAUUAUGUUUUUCUGUGUUUAUUUUUUUCCUAUGAUUCACUAAAAAUUGUUUCCUGGUGAAAGUUACCACCCUCUGUCUUCAGCAGUAUCAUGUAGAUGGCAUAAAAUAAUAUUCUUUUGUCUUUGGCAAUGCAAGAUAUGUAAAAACCGAAAGAGGUAGCUAUGGAAGGAUCAUCUCUUGACUGUUAGAUCAUCAGUAAAAUUUAAGGUGCUUGUUUUGGCAGCUGGGCAUUUUUAAGAUGAGAUCAAUGACACCAUCCACUGAGUGUAAGACUGCCUCUUACAGCUCCUCUUAAACAGGAAUAAAACACAGCAGAGAACUCUUCUGACAGUGUGCCUUUGUAUAGGGGGUAUUUGUUUCAGUAAGAUUCUUGCUCUCUUUGUGUCACUGCAUAAAACAUUUUAAAAUAA
Molecule: messenger RNA, 1341 nt
Organism: Tympanuchus pallidicinctus (lesser prairie-chicken)
Lineage: Eukaryota; Metazoa; Chordata; Aves; Galliformes; Phasianidae
Gene: SRI
Product: sorcin
Exons: 8
Coding region: 80-676 (198 amino acids)
Molecular function (GO): calcium ion binding
Source: RefSeq, a predicted model, not a curated record